This is a messenger RNA of Peronospora belbahrii, 828 nucleotides long. Lineage: Eukaryota; Oomycota; Peronosporomycetes; Peronosporales; Peronosporaceae. The record is from the annotation of a GenBank genome assembly.
AUGCUUGCCGACGGCGAAAAUCCGGGAAUGGUCAGCCAAACAGUGUUCCAGUGCUCGGUGCCGUACUGCGAGCGUUCGUUUGACGACAGCUACACACUGACCGAGCAUCUCAAAAAUCACGCGGAUGAGAAGCGCCACAUCUGCCCCGUUCGUGCGUGUGGCCGUCGCUUCAGCACGCAGGGCAAUCUAUCCCGUCAUAAACGCCUGCAUGGCCCCAUCAAACCCCUCAGAUGUCCAGUGAUCGGCUGCAUCUGUACGUUUCGGAGUGAGAACAAGCUUUCCAAGCACAUGAAGUUUCAUUUAGGCAGCUCCGUGCAUGUGUGCCGGUCACCCACGUGCGGUAAGACAUUCAGUACUGCGGGCAACUUAAACCGACACAUUAAGGGGCAUCACCCGGAGCUGGACUUGCGAAAAAAGAAGAAGAUUUUGGUCUCUAAUAUGAUGCCGCUACGGAAAGCAGACCCUUUGAAUGGCAGCCCCACUGGCUCGGAUGAGUUGCUACUGACUAAUGUGACCUAUAAUCCUAUGACAAGGCCCACAUCGUGCGAGUCAACUAUGUCACCGCUCCAUGCAGCUCCAUCCAGCCCGGCAUCCCGAUCUCCAUCGACUUCGCCUAUUGUAUCAUUGACAUCAAGCUUGACCUUACCUGAUCCCACAUCUGAUCCAAAACAGUUCGACGCACUAGUGUCCACUCUGAACGAGACAAUAAAAGUUGAAGACCUAGAGCCGCAUGUUUUACAAAGUGAGAAUCUUUGGACUGAGCAAGCAGUAAUAACUCCUCCAAGCGUACUCGAUGACAUGAUUCGAUUUCAUAUUAAUUAUCUGUAA